This is a messenger RNA of Hyaloscypha bicolor E, 1671 nucleotides long. RefSeq names its product carboxylesterase. Lineage: Eukaryota; Fungi; Ascomycota; Leotiomycetes; Helotiales; Hyaloscyphaceae. Bases 1 to 1671 code for a protein of 556 amino acids. The transcript has 2 exons. The record is from RefSeq and is a predicted model, not a curated record.
AUGAGGUUCCUCCAUAUUUCAGUAGCAACACUUUUGCAUCUGGUAGCGAAUGCCACAGCCCAAGCACCACCACCAACAGCCAAAACUCUCAACGGCACAUAUCAAGGCAAAUAUCUCACAGGAUGGGACCAGAAUGUCUUCCUCGGCCUCCCUUACGCUCAACCUCCAAUCGGCCAGCUGCGCUACCGCUGGCCUCAGAGCAUAAACACAUCCUUCUCCGACAUCCACGAUGCGUCUACCUACGGCUACAGCUGCAUGCAAUACCACACCGCCUUCAACAUAUCCGAGGACUGCCUGAGUCUGAAUGUCAUUCGGCCAUCUGAAAGAAACUCAACGAAUCAAAAGCAAGAACUUCUCCCUGUCCUGGUUUGGAUUUUUGGCGGCGGCUUGUAUACAGGCUCCACAGCUGACCCACAGUACAAUCUCUCGGGAAUCGUAAAGGUCAGCCAAGACAUGGGGAAACCCAUAAUCGCCGUAUCAAUGAACUACCGCCUCAACAUGUACGGAUUCCUCCAAACACCUGCUCUCCUGGCAGAAGGAAGCAGCAAUGCCGGCUUCCUAGACCAGCGAAUGGCAUUGCGAUGGAUCCAAGAGAACAUCCAAGCAUUUGGCGGCGAUCCCAAGCGCGUGGUGAUCUGGGGCGAGAGCGCCGGCGCGCAGAGCAUUGCGUACCAUCUCUUCAGCUAUGACGGACGGGACGAUCGCCUGUUUCGCGCAGCGAUUAUGGAAAGCGGUGGACCGACGGGGGCACAGGUGCAAGAUCUAUCGUACUACUCCCCGCCAGUCGAAAACCUUACCCGAACCGUAGGCUGCUGGACUGCUUCAAACCAGCUCGCGUGUCUCAGGAAUCUCAACUCUUCGACCCUUUUCGCAGCAGCUCCAAGCCAAGUCUGGAAUCCGAUCAUCGAUGGCGAUUUCCUGACCGGAUAUCCAAGCCAGCUUAUCCGAGAUGGGAAGUUCAACGCCGUGCCCCUUUUGAUCGGGGCGAAUACAGAUGAAGGAACGAGCUUCAGUAUCUCUUCCCCAGUGCCCAACACAGAGACCGACCUUUUCAAUGGUUUGAUGUUCUGGCGUUCCUACGCCCUUUCGCCACCCACAAUCCGCAAACUGUUCGAACUGUAUCCCAACGAUCCAUGCCACGAGCCACCGUAUGAAAUAACAAACUGCUCCGUGUUCCCAUCUAAAGGUCUGCAAUGGCGGCGUGGAGCCGCGAUUGGAGGCGACAUGGUGAUGGUCUCCGGCCGCCGCAAGAUGUGUGAACUCUACUCCCAGGCGGGGAAGGACGUGUACAGUUACCGCUUUGACACGGUGCUGUACGGCAAGACUGCGUUACAAGGGGUUGAACACUUUGACAAUGUAGCGUUUAGUUUCCAGAAUAUUUCAGGCUUGUUGGGACCGAGCCCCAAGUAUGAUGCAGGUUUGCGGCUUGCGAGGGCGAUUGCGGAUGCGUAUGUGAGGUUUGUGUAUAGUUUGGACCCGAACCCCGAGAAGGAGGCAAAUCUGUCGAGUAUUGGGGCUUUGACGUUGCCCUACUGGCCAAAAUAUGACGUUAGGAACCCGGUGAAUAUGGUUCUUAAUGCGACCGGGCCGUUCAUCGAGCCAGAUACGUUUAGGAAGGAUGGAAUUGAGUUUCUGAAUACAUUUGAGGUAGCGAGGGAGUUGUUGGCGUGA